This is a messenger RNA of Funneliformis geosporum, 948 nucleotides long. NCBI's taxonomy places the organism in Eukaryota, Fungi, Glomeromycota, Glomeromycetes, Glomerales, Glomeraceae. The record is from the annotation of a GenBank genome assembly.
AUGGAGGCUGACCUUCACCAAAUUAUACGAUCCGAACAACCAUUAACCGAUGCGCAUUUUCAAUAUUUCAUAUAUCAAAUCUGUCGAGGACUAAAAUAUAUUCAUUCGGCUAAUGUCUUGCAUAGGGAUUUGAAGCCUGGAAAUCUAUUAGUAAAUGCAGAUUGUGAACUAAAGAUAUGUGAUUUUGGUCUAGCACGUGGGUUCUCUGAUUCACCAGAUCAUAAUGCUGGUUUCAUGACUGAAUAUGUCGCAACGAGGUGGUAUAGGGCACCCGAAAUUAUGUUGAGUUUUCAGAACUAUACAAAAGCUAUCGAUAUGUGGUCCGUUGGUUGCAUCUUUGCUGAAAUGUUGGGCGGGAAACCUUUAUUUAAGGGUCGAGAUUAUGUUGAUCAAUUAAACCAAAUUUUAGGAAUCUUGGGUACACCCGAUGAGGAAACUUUGAGAAGGGCUCAGAUUUAUAUUCGUAGUCUACCAAGAAUGCCAACAAUUCCCUUUUCUACACUUUAUCCAAAGGCAAAUCCUUUAGCUCUCGAUCUACUAGAGAAACUCUUGAAAUUUGAUCCCGCAACGAGGAUUACAGUGGAACAAGCACUGGCGCAUUCAUAUUUGGCAGCCUAUCAUGAUGAAGAGGAUGAGCCUGCUCAUGAACACAUGUUUGACUUUUCGUUUGAAUCUGUAGAUUUAAUAGAAGACAUGAAAAAAAUGAUUGCCCAAGAAAUUAUGUCCUUUAAAGCUUCAAAACAAGCCUUGGGUUUAAAUGGAGCACAACUGGGUCGUAAAGCAAGUUUAUCGGCUCCUGACCGUGACUCAUUAUCUCAACGUCAACAAAAUAAUAAUCGCAAUUCCAUAUAUGAAUAUGGUGCUGCUAGCCAACAUGCUGCUAUUCCUUCAGCAAGCAUGGAAGUGGAUGAGCAAUUAGAACAGGAGCUAGGCGGGUUUGUCAAUUAA